Trematosphaeria pertusa is the source of this 1037-nucleotide messenger RNA. RefSeq lists its product as uncharacterized. Bases 437 to 949 code for a protein of 170 amino acids. The record is from RefSeq and is a predicted model, not a curated record. The transcript has 2 exons. Lineage: Eukaryota; Fungi; Ascomycota; Dothideomycetes; Pleosporales; Trematosphaeriaceae.
CAAAGGGGCUCCGACGCUGCAGACGCGGAUAACUGCAGCUCGGGGGCGCGGUAUCAGGAUUCUGGCGAGCCAAUUGCGCACCUUCCCGCCGCAGUACCAACGUGACAGUGUGCUCUGUGUUGCGGUGAAGCGAGCUCGAGCCUGGCCAGGUUCCUUCCGCUUCAAAAACAGCUCCUCCCGCCCGUCCACUCCCUUUCUUCUCCUUCACUCCAGCGCGACCGCCACACAGUCAAACUCUGCAGCCGGCACCGCAGCAACGCCCGAAGAAUCUGCGCAGCGACCCCGCAGCCUCUGGCCCUUUAAAUUCGUCCGCUGCCUCGCCUCCGUCUUCCCUCCACGACACCUCUUCUGCAACCGCAUCUCAGCGACCGCAUAUUCUCUCGCCAUACAUACUCAAUCAACAUCUCUUUCAUCUCCAACUCUCUCCGUCGCCAAAAUGGUUGCGUUCAAGCUCCUCACGGUCGCUGCUGCGCUUGUUAGCGCUGUCGUCGCCACCGAUGACUCCGUCUGCUUCUCUGCAGAGCCAAUCACCGUGACCGUGACCGUCACCGACUGCGGCACUGGCCCUCCGGUCGCUCCCACUCCCCCAGCAUCUUCUGGCUACGUUCCGCCGCCAAUGGAGACCACCUCCUUCAUCUCUGAGGGUCCGACUCCUAGCGGUCCUGCCCCGUCUGGUCCAGUUCCGCCGUCAGGUACCGGUCCAGGCGCUCCGCCGCCGGGCACGUCCGAAGGUACUCCCCCGACCUCUCCAGGCCCGUCGAGCGGCAGCGUCACUCCGUCCGCGUCUCACCCCGGCAGCACCCCGCCGCCGCCGUCCUCGGACCAUCCUCAACCACCCCCGCCAAGCUCGGCUGCCUCGGAGAGCAGCAACUUCGCAGCCGCUCCGACCGCAUACUUUGGUGUGGGUCAGAUGGUUGCCGCUGGGAUGGCGUUGGCUGCCCUGGUCUAAUGCGCAUCGUGUUGGUACCGUCACAAGACACAUGCUGUCGCUACGAUAAUGGCCUUCACUGAUUUGCCUCUCAAACCGUCAUCUCUUC